CAGACGCGCAGCGCCAGCGCAGUCAGCCGAAUAUCACUCUUGCUCCCGACCGCCAACUUGCGCGAGCCCGCCCUCGCGAACGGCGCCAGCAAUGCACACGUCCGCCCGCUAUGUCAUCCUUGCCCUCACCAUCCUUAUUUCCCUCCACUACAUUCUUUCUUCGACGCACGAAGCAUACGGAAAUGCCACGUCAAUCGACAGCCUCGCAUCCCGCCUGCGCGGCCGGCCAUCCGACAAGGUGAUCGUACCCGAGGAGUACUACGACACCCCCGCAAUUCCCGGCACGAACCACUCGUCCCCCCACCACGACCGCCCGAGCGCGACCUUCGUCAUCCUCGCGCGCAACUCAGACCUGGACAGCACAAUACAGAGCGUGCGCAACGUCGAGGACCGCUUCAACCGCAAGUACAAGUACCCUUACGUCUUCCUCAAUGACGAGCCCUUCUCGGAGGAGUUCAAGAGCCGGCUCUCCAAUAUCAUCAGCAGCACCGCUGAAUUCGGCCUCGUCCCGCGCGAGCACUGGGUCCAGCCGGACUGGAUCGACGAGGAGAAGGCUUCUGCGUCGCGCAAGAAGAUGGAGGAGGACAACAUCAUUUACGGGGGAAGCCUGUCGUACCGCAACAUGUGCCGCUUCAACUCGGGCUUCUUCUUCCGGCACCCGCUGCUCGACAAGUAUCGCUGGUACUGGCGAAUUGAGCCCGAUGUACAAUUCCACUGCGAUCUGGACUUUGACCCGUUCGUGUAUAUGCAGGAGAACAACAAGGUGUACGCAUUCACGAUUGCAAUGUACGAAUUCGAAGCUACGAUCCCCACGUUAUGGAGCACCGUAAAAGACUUCAUCAAGGAGCACCCCGAGUACGUCGCAGAAGACAACGCGAUGGGUUUCUUGUCAGACAACAACGGCGACUCGUAUAACCUCUGCCAUUUCUGGUCCAACUUCGAAAUCGCCGACCUCGAGUUCUGGCGCGGGCCCGCGUAUACCGCCUUCUUCGACUACCUCGACAAGCGCGGCGGGUUCUACUACGAGCGGUGGGGCGACGCGCCCGUGCACUCGAUCGCGGCGGCGCUGUUCGCGAAGAGGGAGCAGAUUCAGUUCUUUGAUGAAAUCGGUUACUCCCACAACCCGUACACGCACUGUCCGCAAAGCGAGGCGAAGUGGCGGCGCGGGAAGUGCGCAUGCGACCAGAAGCGCAGCUUUGACUACGAUGGGUACUCGUGUAUGAGGCAGUGGGAUCGGAUACAGGGUUGAGUGGUUGGCGCGCGGGCUCGAGAAGGGGAGAUGGUGCGAGGAUGGAGGUUGAGGUGGUGACCGUGGUGUGCAUGCUCGAGGUGGUGUGAACGGAGGUUGAGUGGUGUGGAUGGAGGUCGAGGUGGUGUGGAAGGAUGAGAAGGGACGAGGAUAGUGGCAAGAGACAGUACGUUGAGCGACGGAGAGACAGUACAACGAGCGAAGGAGAGACAGCACGACGAGCGAAGGACAGUAGUAGUACGAGAGCAUGCAGAGACCCGUCGAAAACGCACGAUUACCCGCAUAUUUAUUUGUACCUUACUAUUCUCACUGUAUCACAUAGCAGAUUUCAGUAUAGACCUCCCAAGCUGACAUUGGCAGGUGAAGGAGGAGCGACAAUUUCACAGCCAUCGACCUGAGAA
This is a messenger RNA of Schizophyllum commune H4-8, 1650 nucleotides long. Its product is annotated as glycosyltransferase family 15 protein. The record is from RefSeq and is a predicted model, not a curated record. The transcript has 7 exons. Lineage: Eukaryota; Fungi; Basidiomycota; Agaricomycetes; Agaricales; Schizophyllaceae. Gene Ontology annotation, cellular component: Golgi apparatus; membrane. Bases 92 to 1249 code for a protein of 385 amino acids. Gene Ontology annotation, molecular function: alpha-1,2-mannosyltransferase activity. Gene Ontology annotation, biological process: protein N-linked glycosylation; cell wall mannoprotein biosynthetic process.